AUGGUGACAAAAGAAAGAGAUUUCGAAGACGAGUUGAUCUCGGCGUGGGAAAGUAAAAGAUAUGUUCCCAAGCCUGGUGAGCCUGCGUUACCUCCGCAGCUCUCGGACUUGGUGCAGAAGACUCCGGAAGAAGUAAUGACAGAACUCAACAGAUUACCCUUGUUCAUGAGCCAGCUAGACGAGACGGAUGGCGAGGGAGGAGAAAAUGUGGGACUUGAGGCGUUGAAGAGUUUGGCAUAUGAUGGUGAGCCUGACGAAAUCGCCACAAACUUCAAAAAUCAGGGCAAUAACUGCUUCAAGUUCAAGCAGUACAAGAAUGCUGUAGAGUACUACACUCAGGGCCUCGAAGUGGAAUGUAAGGUGGACGCAAUCAAUGUUGCUUUGUAUGUUAACAGGGCUGCGUGCAACUUGGAGUUGAAAAAUUACAGACGGUGCAUUGAAGAUUGCAAGAAAGCUCUCCUUAUAGAUGAGGACAACGUCAAGGCAUGUUACAGAGCAGGAAGAGCCUUUCUAGCAGUGGAAAGAUAUGACGAAGCAAAGCAGGUGUUGCAAUAUGGUCUUACCAAAGAUCCAGAGAACAAAGCGAUCCAAGAGACUCUCCGGAAAGUAGAAGAGAAGGAGAAGCAGAUCGAAGAGAAGAGAUUGAAGAAGGAGAGAGAGGAACACCAAGAACGUUUAAGGAAAGAGCUCCUCACGAACGCUGUCAAGUUGAGACACUUUGAGACUGUAAAGACACCUCGUCCAGCUGAUUACCUUGAGGAUGCUAAGCUUAGGUUGGAAGAUCCAGCAGACUAUGAAUCACAGCUUAUCUUCCCUGCGGUGGUUCUUUACCCUACAACGGACGAAUUUGAUUUUGUUGCCGAAAUUAGUGAGCUAACCACCCCUCUAGAGCUCUUGGAGAUGGUUCUUGAUAGACCGCAAUCGUGGUUUGAGGAUCCAAAGCACAAGAAUUUCACUGUCAAAUCUCUUGAAUGUUACAUGGAGACUAUUACGGGAGGUUUGAUCAAGGUGGGUAAAAAAGUGCCAAUCAACAAGGCUUUGAUGUCUGACAAAGCCAAAGCUCCUUUAUUCGACAACGCUUUGAGACUCUACGUGGUACCAAAACAGGAUUCUCCAGAGUGGUUGUCCAAAUGGAACAAAGAGGUGGCACUUUCGAAGCGCCAGGCCUGA
Sungouiella intermedia is the source of this 1170-nucleotide messenger RNA. The record is from the annotation of a GenBank genome assembly. NCBI's taxonomy places the organism in Eukaryota, Fungi, Ascomycota, Pichiomycetes, Serinales, Metschnikowiaceae.